Lycium barbarum (goji berry) is the source of this 717-nucleotide messenger RNA. RefSeq lists its product as uncharacterized. Gene Ontology annotation, cellular component: P-body; CCR4-NOT complex; CCR4-NOT core complex. Bases 1 to 717 code for a protein of 238 amino acids. The transcript is spliced from 6 exons. Lineage: Eukaryota; Viridiplantae; Streptophyta; Magnoliopsida; Solanales; Solanaceae. The record is from RefSeq and is a predicted model, not a curated record. Gene Ontology annotation, biological process: negative regulation of translation; mRNA catabolic process.
AUGGCAAAAGAUGUAGAUGGACCAGGAGCUCUAAAUUGCUACGAGUUUGUGACGCUGAAAUUUUCUCUUCAACUUAGGAAUUAUCCUCAAACAUUUGACUUUUAUGCACUUUAUCAAUAUGGCUCAUCCUCUUCCUUCUAUCCUCCUGAUUUUCUUCGGGAUUCAAACAUACCACUUUAUGUUGACCCAUUCCUUAAGAUUCAAACAAAUGAGAACCGUGAUCAUGAAUCUGUGAGGCUUAGCAGCUUGGAUUUUAUUGGUGCCCUAGCAAAGUUUGAUGAUCCACAUGGGCCAGAAAUUCUAAACUUUUUUCUAGGUUCAGGACUAGUUCUUUCGUGCCUGCACUGCAUGGGGGAUGGUGAUACACUGACUGGGAAGGGUCCUAUAAGUGAAACGAGUGUUAUGUCUGCGCAGGCUGCAACGCUCAUAGUUAUGAAUAUCUUGAUGCAAGAGGCAGGGCUGAACUACUUUUGUGAUUCACCCGAACGUGUUCAGUUACUGGUACAAGUCUUGCGUCAAAUGGUAGAAAAACUUACUGGAAACCCUUCUUUACAGACGCUAAAAUAUGUUGUUCAAUGCUAUCACUGUCUUUCAGGAAAAUACAAGUUAAGCGGGGUAUUAAAUGCUUUGAGAGACAAUUUUCCUCAACAGCUAACUGACAGCACUUUUCGCAUCCUUUUUAGUGUGAGUCCAUCAGCUUCUUUCUUCAACAACUGA